GUUGUCUCUUUGCAGGAAGAACUCUGAAAAGCUGGUGAGAGAAGGCGACAUGCAUGAGGAGGCGUUUCCGCCCACCGAUUGUGUUGUGCUACAUGUUCUGUGAAAGGGCGCCUCAGCCAUGGAGGACAAGCGCAACAUCCCUAUCAUUGAGUGGGAGGACCUGGACAAGAAGAAGUUCUACGUCUUCGGCCUUUGCAUGACCAUGGUGAUCCGGGUCAGCGUCUACCCCUUCACGCUCAUCCGGACACGCCUGCAGGUCCAGAAGGGGAAGAGCCUUUACAACGGGACCUUCGACGCCUUCCUCAAGAUCCUGAGGGCCGAAGGGGCGGCCGGGCUCUACCGGGGUUUCCUGGUCAACACCUUCACCCUGAUCUCGGGCCAGUGCUACGUCACGACCUACGAGCUGACGCGCAAGUACGUCUCCCAGUACAACAACAGCAACACGGUCAAGUCGGUGGUGGCCGGCGGCUCGGCCUCCCUGGUGGCCCAGAGCAUCACGGUGCCCAUCGACGUGGUCUCCCAGCACUUGAUGAUGCAGCGGGUCGGCGGCAGCAUGGGCCGCUUCAUGGUGCAGGCCUCAGCCGGCCGGCGGUUCUCCAUCUUCGGGCAGACCCGGGACAUCAUCGCCCAGAUCUUCAAAGCCGACGGCCUGCGGGGCUUCUACCGGGGCUACGUGGCCUCCUUGCUCACCUACAUUCCGAACAGCGCGGCCUGGUGGCCCUUCUACCACUUUUAUGCAGAACAGCUUGCCAACCUGACGCCCCGGGACUGCCCGCACCUCCUCCUCCAAGCCAUAUCCGGGCCCUUGGCGGCCGCGACCGCUUCCACCCUCACCAACCCCAUGGACGUGAUUCGGGCCCGCGUGCAGGUGGAAGGCAAAAGCUCCAUCAUCCUCACCUUCCGGCAGCUGAUGGCAGAGGAGGGGCUGUGGGGGCUCACCAAAGGACUUUCGGCUCGCAUCAUCUCGUCCACCCCCUCCACCAUCGUCAUCGUCGUGGGGUACGAGACGCUCAAGAAGCUGAGCCUCCGUCCGGAGCUGGUAGACUCCAGGCAUUGGUAGUAUCAGAACCGGAGAGGCGAGGAGAGGCCGACCCCUCUCUGGAAUUCCUUCGGACCAUUCGUGGCCUGGCUGAAGACUCUCCCAAAGGCCGGCUCCCGGGCAGGAGGGGCCUCUCACAAAGCACGGCGAGGGGAGGGUUCAGUCCAAGCCGGCCACCCAGCCUUUCCCCAGUGGCUCCUCUUUGGACCGGUUGGCAGCCUUCUGCAGGUAAAACGCCUGCUGUAAAAAAAAAAAAAAAAUCAACAACCGUGAACCCGUUUGUGGGUGAGUGAAACCCCACACACUUCCUUUUCUGUUUUCCUUCCUGUCCACCUUUUUUCUUUUUUUUUU
Pogona vitticeps (central bearded dragon) is the source of this 1390-nucleotide messenger RNA. It is a transcript of the gene SLC25A44, whose product is annotated as solute carrier family 25 member 44. NCBI's taxonomy places the organism in Eukaryota, Metazoa, Chordata, Lepidosauria, Squamata, Agamidae. Gene Ontology annotation, molecular function: branched-chain amino acid transmembrane transporter activity. Gene Ontology annotation, biological process: branched-chain amino acid catabolic process; branched-chain amino acid transport. The record is from RefSeq and is a predicted model, not a curated record. Gene Ontology annotation, cellular component: mitochondrion.